Sinocyclocheilus rhinocerous is the source of this 737-nucleotide messenger RNA. RefSeq names its product transmembrane protein 248-like. Bases 24 to 737 code for a protein of 237 amino acids. The transcript has 4 exons. The record is from RefSeq and is a predicted model, not a curated record. Lineage: Eukaryota; Metazoa; Chordata; Actinopteri; Cypriniformes; Cyprinidae.
GGUGUCUUCACUGCUGGUGCAUUAUGGGUCAGUGGAGGCCUGUGUCUAACCUGAGAGUUCAGGUAUCUCGACACCCUCCUGUAGUUGUGUUCUUCCUCAGUCUACUAAUCAUCUCCAUAACUUUCGUCUGCAUUGGACUUUACUCUCAGGAUCACGACAUCAGGAACCCUGACAUAAGUGUAGACUGGAACCGGGUUCUGGGGUCUGUCGCUGGUUUUAAGUUCUGCACACAUCUGAAUGACACAGAUGCACCGCUGGAGGAAGACUCUCCCCGAAUGGUGAAGCAUUCAGAAAGGACAAAUAUUUCCAGGAGGAGUGCUCAUGUUUCCUUACUGGUGCCUUUGGCAUUUAUAGGGGACGUCCCAGAUAAUACUGCCAUUAGUGCCACAAUGUUGGGCAGCCAGCUGGGCAUGAAAGGGGCUGCAGCGAAAGCAUCCGUCAAUAUAUCUCUGCUCCUGCACACUGACAUUUCCAACGAUCAAACUCCUGCUGGGACGCAGACCAGUCGACCCCUGACCUGUCUUCAUUUCACUGCCCUGACCCAUGUUCUCCCCCAAACGCCGUCACCUCCAGAAUGCCCAGUCGCAGAGAACGAAGACAAGAGCGCCGCACCUGUCAGAGCUGUUGCUGUAGAAACAUACAAGCACAAUUCUCCACACUGCUUCAGUCUGGAGUUCACACCAGAUCCACACCUGACGGUCCUGCUCACUAAGGUAGAACAACAGUUAGCUAAAUAG